AGUGGACCCGCACGGGGCGCGCGACCUGAGCCGGGACUAUUUUUGGUAAACCGACGGUGUUCGACUGUCUCCAUCCCCCGAGUCCCACAACCCUGGUUCCCUCGUCCACCUACCUUUCAACAGGGCAGUCCCAAAUUCUGGAUCUAGGAUCUCCAACACUUCGGGCGAUGGAGGAAGAUGCGCAGGUCGAGGAGUGCCGUUAUUGCAAGCAUGAACUCAGUGUAUGCCAUGGCGAAGAAGCUCUGGCGUGUCACCUCCAGAUACCAAUCACGAAUCAAUAUUGUUUUGAAAUGUUUAUCAUUUGCGGAUUGCGCAGCGUCAUAGAAGAAUACGUACAUCGCAUUGAACCAGACGCGAUACCAGGAGAAAUGAAGAUGUGGACUCCGGACUUCGUUACACGUGAGGGGCUUCGAUAUGAGGCGAUCAUCGAGUUUGGUGGUGCGGGUUCAAAGAUCACUGGUGGCGGCUGGAAGCAACUAAUGGACGAUUACGCCGUCAGGCCAGGGCACAUCAUGUACAUGUACUUGCGUAACGGAGGCCACAAAAUCUUGGUGGAUUUCAAGGCAGAUGGCGUCCAGCUUUCACCGCUAUUUUUUGUUGCAAUGCGUGGUCUCAGCCGUACGAAGGCAAAGUUAAUCGGUAGAUGCAUAUAUGCAAGGGGGGUCAGGCUUCAACAUCACGAGAUGAAGAUACUGAUCGAGAGCUCUUUUGGACCAACAAAGUAUCCAUUUUGUGUGUUUGUUAACAGGAUGAGCAACCGUGACGUCACUGGAGGAUACAUGAGAGUUCCAAAGCGAGUUGUUGCACAUAUAGAGAAAAAGUCAGGGCUACUCGACAGAGAAGGAGAGGUACUGCUGGUAAUUGAUGCGGAUACUCAUGUUGAUGUUAGAUACAAGAAGAUCCCAGACGAGAGGCUUGUUUUACAUGCAGGAUUCAAGACUUACGUAAGUUUGCUUGGUUUGAAGGGUGAUAACGUGGUAGACAUAUGCUUCCAGAAGCUCGAUGACACUAACGCAAUGAAAGUAUGGAUUUCGGUCAUAGCGUGAUAGAUGCAUGGCAGCACUACUUAUAGUUGUUGACUGUGAAAGAACCUUUCAGCUGUCUUUUGUGUUGGCUAUCUGGAACUUGCUGGUGAUGGUUUUACCUGCUUGUUUUAAUCUACCAUGAUGGACCUAUCUGGAACUUUUAUGCUUA
This is a messenger RNA of Hordeum vulgare subsp. vulgare (domesticated barley), 1194 nucleotides long. RefSeq lists its product as uncharacterized. The transcript has 5 exons. Bases 168 to 1046 code for a protein of 292 amino acids. The record is from RefSeq and is a predicted model, not a curated record. NCBI's taxonomy places the organism in Eukaryota, Viridiplantae, Streptophyta, Magnoliopsida, Poales, Poaceae.